Molecule: messenger RNA, 4772 nt
Organism: Oryctolagus cuniculus (rabbit)
Lineage: Eukaryota; Metazoa; Chordata; Mammalia; Lagomorpha; Leporidae
Source: RefSeq, a predicted model, not a curated record
GGGGAGCGGGCUCUCACAUUUUAUUCCAAAUUAUGAUGUAUUCUGGAGCCCGCGUAGACGGGGAUGGGCGGACGGAGCCCGGGCCAGUCGGUGCCUCGGCGCAGAGGGGUGCGCCGGUGAGCGGCGGCUCUUCCCGGCUGGAAGCCGAGCGGCGCUCGCUCAGGCCGGCACCUUCAGGCCGCGUUCGCGCCGCACGCGGGCUUCGUCCAUUUCGGGUUAGUGUUGCGGGUGCGGCCACCGGGGUCUGGGGGAGGGGUCCCGCUCCAAGCUUCGCGGCUCGCGAGGGAACAUUUUUCCCCGCGGCGGGACCGUCGCGUCGGCUUCGUACAAGGGCGGGCUCAGCUCUGCUCCAGCCCGGGAAGAAGCGAUUUUGUUUGGCCUUUUACUGUAACCGCUGCUGUCCUCUUCCUCGUUAACGGCCUGUUUUAAUUAAAAUAAUCGUCCGAGAGCGCGGUCGCUGGGUCCCGUUAGCGUCUCUGCGGGGAGAACAAAGCGACGCGGGCUUUUUUCCCGGCUUCGUUUUCUAAGUUGCUGGGUUCGGGGUAGGGAGAGGAAAAUGGAGAAGAGGACGGGCGCCUAGAGUCGACCAUAAAGCAGACGUCCCCUCCAGGCUGACAACGGGGAUGGGUGGCCCCCCUCCCCUCCCCCAACGGGAUUAGACGAAGAGAAAGGAAGCCUCCGCGGUGGAUGGGAACCCGAGGAAGAAUUGUUCCACAAAGCCUCGGCACCGAAGAGGCCCUCGCGGUGGGCGCCGGACGGUGCGGGCAAACCGUAUUAAACAGAACCCACCGGGGGCGGGGGGAAUAAAAGCGACCGGAAUUGGGCUACAGCCUCGUCGACCGAAUCGUCCGCCCAGGACCACACGGCAGCCUAACUGUUGGCCUCUUAGGGAGCGACCAGGAAAGCGAGGACGCCUCCAUCCACAGUCGCGACCUCAGCCACCGCCCCUCUCUGGUGGAGGAGUAGGGACCCUAUUUAGAGGGGCCAGUCUCUCUAAAUAUGCCCCAGGAUGACCGAGCAGCCGCCGAACGAGGCGGCACGCAGUGACCCCCAGCUAGAGGGACGGGACGAGGCCGAGGCCCGCAUGGCCCCCCCGCACCUGGUCCUGCUGAACGGCGUCGCCAAGGAGACGAGCCGCGCGCCGCCGGCGGAGCCCCGGGUCAUUGAGCUGGGCGCGCGCCCCGGCCCUGGGGGCGGCCCCGCCGGUGGGGGCGGCGCCGCGCGAGACUUAAAGGGCCGCGACGCAGCGGCGGCCGAAGCGCGCCAUCGGGUGCCCACCACUGAGCUGUGCAGACCUCCGGGGCCCCCGCCGGCCCCCGCGCCCGCCCCGGCUGCCGCGGAGCUGCCCGGAGACGGCCGCAUGGUGCAGCUGAGCCCGUCCGCGCCGGCGGCCCCCGCCGCCCCGGGCCGCGCGCUGCUCUACAGCCUCAGCCAACCGCUGGCCUCGCUCGGCAGCGGGUUCUUUGGAGAGCCUGAUGCCUUCCCCAUGUUCACCACCAACAGCCGGGUGAAGAGGAGACCCUCCCCCUACGAGAUGGAGAUCACCGAUGGCCCCCACACCAAAGUCGUGCGGCGCAUCUUCACCAACAGCCGGGAGCGCUGGCGGCAGCAGAACGUGAACGGGGCCUUCGCCGAGCUCCGCAAGCUGAUCCCCACGCACCCCCCGGACAAGAAGCUCAGCAAGAAUGAGAUCCUGCGCCUGGCCAUGAAGUACAUCAACUUCCUGGCCAAGCUGCUCAACGACCAAGAGGAGGAGGGCUCCCAGCGGGCCAAGCCUGGCAAGGACGCUGUGGGGGGGGCCGCGGGCGGGGGCGGCGGGGCAGGGGCUGGUGCGCCCCCCGAUGACCUGCUGCAGGAUGUGCUCUCCCCCAACUCCAGCUGUGGCAGCUCCCUGGACGGGGCAGCCAGCCCGGACAGCUAUACAGAGGAGCCGGCCCCCAAGCACACGAGCCGCAGCCUCCAUCCCGCCCUGCUGCCUGCCGCCGAUGGGGCUGGCCCCCGGUGAUAGACUGUGGCCACCUGGGACCAGCCAAGAGGUGCCCUUGGGCCACUGGGACUGCAGCCUUGGGGGCAGGUGUGAUGAGAACUGGGAUGGACCUGGGGGCAUCCCUCGCUGUCUGAACUGUGGGAAGCCUUCCCUGAGCCUUGGGCUGGCUUUCUGUUUUCUGCCUCAGUAGGAGAACAGAAAAAGGGGGCAUAGUGGUAGGUACUUUUUCUGAAGACGGCACGGUCUGCCCUCUCCCCGCCCCCGAUCCUAAGACUUCCCACCUAGGAGGCUCGAAGGGCACUGCGUUUGGCCCGGGCACAGGAGUCCUGGCUCUGCCAAGACCUGGUGGGAUCGGCACUCACCUGAGGCCAGUCACAGCCUCUGCCUUGCUGGGAACCCCUCCUGAGCUGGCUGAGCUGGCCGUUGUGGCCGCAUCUGUCCGCACAUAAAGGUACCCAGCAGCUGCCCAUUUCCUGAGCCCCGUCUUCAACCAGGCCCGUGCCAGUCCACCCAGUGAGCGGGCUGCUACAGGAGUCACAAGCCUCCAGGUACCUUCUCAGGGCCCGGUUGAAGCAGACGGCCAGGGGGCAGCCUGCUGUCCAUCCCUGGGCCAGAGGGUUGGGAAACCCACGGCCCUGACUACUCGCCCUGGAGAGCAGAGUGCUGCUUGCUCCUCACCGAGACGCCUUCCUGUCCUGUGGCUGCGGGGACCCAGUGUGCAGCCGUGCAGCAGCCCCGGCUGGACUUGGUGUGAAGGCAGAGAGGGAAAACGACACUAGAGUGAAAUGGAGCAAGAGGUAUUUUGGGCACAGGGGCUUCAACUCCCGCACCUCAGCGGGUGCUGUGCAGGCAGGGGACGGCAGCCCGGUCCUGCCUUCCCUCCCAGGUGCGGACAGGAAUUCCCCUGCCGCAAGACGCUGUUUUGCCGAUGGUCUGGUCUGCGUUCUGAACUGAGCACACACCGUCCUGUGAAUUCUGGGCAGUUGGGCUUUUUGCCUGACUUUAGUUGUUGCUGGGGUGUUUAGGUCUUGAUGUGACUUGGGAUGAGCCCCACUCGUAGGACAUGGGAAAUCUGGUUGGAGACCAUGCCCUGGCUGAGGCACGCACGCACGCAUGCACACAAGUCCCCUGAUCGAUGGUGCAGUGUUCAUUCCCCGAGGGUGUGUGUGGGAGGUUGGCUUGAUGCCAUAGGAGGGUGUCCCUCCCAAAGCUGUAUGAGAAACUUUUGUAAAUCAAAUCCCUGACUUUCAUCUUUUAAAGAAAAACUCCAAGUCCUUUUGUAAAGUGAAGAAUCCUUUUGUAGAGUGGACCACCGCCCCCUCGUUUACCUCCUGUGUCAAUCCAGGCAGUGGGUCGUGUUUUUCUUAAGGCUAGGCCCUCCUGUGACCCACAUCCCGCACCCAUGGGACUGCCUGCUCAGAAGUCCUGUUAUCUGUCGCUGCACCCUGUGGCUCCGUCUGUGUCCUGAGUACAGCUGCAGGCACAGGAGUGGCCCCUGCUCCCCUGCUCUUCCUCGUAAGCUGUGAGGUCCCUUUCGAGGGCGUGGGGUCAGUGUGGCCGCCCCUUGUAGCACAGUGACUCCCCAUCCCGCUGCAGCGUCCCAGUCCUCACUUUGAUGGGGAGGAGGGCUGGCUCCUUUCCAGUCCCUCCUCCCAGGAGAUGGUGGGAGGAGUCUGUCUUAGGGCAGAACAGCUGUCCUGGACCCUGAGGCUGCGUUCCCUUCCCAGUAGAUGAACUUGACUCAGCCACACUGAGGAUGGCUUUGGGGACAGGUCACACGUUCCGUACGAAACUCAAGCAGGCUGGCCGCGUGGCUGGGAUGAGUCGUCUUCCUCGCCGUCCCCUGCUCUCAGCCACCCCAGCCUGGCCUGUCUCCUGGGACUGGGCUCAGGACAGGAGACCUGUGAGCGCUCUGCUGUCCUCCGUGCCAGCCUGCAGCAGGAUCCCCAGCCUGCAGCCUGCUCAGCAUGGGGUGACUUACGUUGUAAACCGCUUGCGCCCCGGGUUUACUAGGAUGGUCCUCAUUGCUCCAGGUCAUCUUCAUUUCUGUCUCGGUGCAAGGCAGGGGACAGGAGUGAGAAGGGACCAGAGACAGGAACAUGGACAGAAUGGGUGAACCCAACUACCCAAAAUGCGGGCCUGCAAGGGGAAGCACAAGGCUUUAGGUUUUGUACGAACUGGGGGAGAGCUGUAGCUGAUUUUCUCGCUGCGUUCCCUGUGUUCUCCCUCCGCCACCUCCUGAACCUGUGAUGAAAUGCAGCAUUUCAAGAACAAUACCUGCACACAAGGGGGAAAAUGUCAAGGUAGAAAACCAUUCUGAGGAGGACAGAGGCGAAUGGAACAACUGGGGGGAACUACAUCUUUUAAGGAAAAUUCAUAUUGUUUUCUUGGUAGUGGCAAAUGACAAGAUGGUACAACCUUUAUCCUUUCCCAAAAAUCCAACCAAGGGCACUGCAUCUGUAGUCAGCCGACAGCCGUCCGUACUUGUGAUUUCAGUGGUACGUGGCUCGCUGCCCGAGGCUUGCCCCUGCCCGUGUACAUAGCGUGUGGUUUCUGCGGGCGGGCCCAGCACUUUCUGUCGAUGUCGUACUGUAUGUGAUGAAUUGCGUUGGUCUCUGCAUUUUUUCUGCAGAAGAGGAGUGACCGCUCUAGGUACCUGGACCUGUGUGCUGCCCGCAGGCCAGCCCUGUGGGCGUGUGACUCUUCGCGAAAAAACACGUGGUGAUGAUGUGUGUAUAUAUAAGGCUAUAUUGGGAAGAUUUCUAAAUAAAAGUUUUACAAGGGG